UGCAGCCGGGUUUUUCCAACAAGAAGACAUUUAAAGCAAGAGAGACACUCUAAUUCUAAAAUGGCCCAGCAAGACCAUAUUUCUGGCCCUGAGGACAACAUAGAGAAACCUCAUACAGAUGAUAUAAGAUCCUGUUCUAGUAUUGAGACAAAGACAGAGAGUUCAGGAGGUGCUCCCUUCAUACAAUCCGUUGACCAGAAUCCAGCCUAUACAUGGAGAAAGACACCCACCAUCCCUUUCCCUGGCACACAGUGUUUCCAAUCAGAUGUUGACUUCCUGUCAGAAAGCCUGCGCAAGAAAGAGCAUAAAGAAAAAAAGGCUGGAAAAUAUGUUUGCCAUUUCUGUGGGAGGGCAUGUGCCAAACCCAGUGUGCUAAAAAAACACAUACGUUCUCAUACUGGUGAGCGGCCAUAUCCAUGCGUACCUUGUGGUUUCUCGUUUAAAACUAAAAGUAAUUUGUACAAACACAGAAAGUCUCAUACACAUGCUAUCAAAUCAGGGUUGCUUCCACGGGAUAUGAAGCAAAUAGGUACAGAUGAAGAAUUAAUAGCUGAAUAUGGAGAGAUGCCAUCUGAUAAUGAGCAGAGCACUGACACGGAUGAAGAGGUAAUAAAUAAUAUGCCCUUGGACAAAGGUACCACUAUCAAUACGAAGGCCAGAGAGGAUAAUGUACAUGAAGACAGUGGUAAACUCAAACAGAAGAUUCCAGGGAUUACAUUUACUCCAAGUUCCUCAAUGAUGGACACUGUGUCAUCAUCAGAAAAAGUAUCUUUAUGGCAGUUCAGAGAACUAAUGGCACCUGCAGUUGUCUCUCAGGGGGACCAGGAAUUUGAGCCAUCUACAAUCAAGCAAAGACUUGCCCUUAGGCUUACAGAGAAAAAGAGUCAGGAUUCAGACCAGUCUUUAUCUCUUCCCAGCUCAUACAGCAAAGGAAGCACUGACUCUGGCUACUUCUCUCGCUCAGAAAGUGCAGAACAGCAGUUCAUUCAACCCAGUGCAGGUGCCAAGUCAUACCAAGAAAUUAUGUUUGGAAAGUGUUAUAGACCAAACACCAAGCCAAGGCAAUCAAUCACUGUACAGACUUGCAUGACAGACACAAAUGAGACUCCAUCUAGUUUCAUGAUUAAACUAACUAAAGGUACAGUACCUGGCAAAGCUACACCCCAUCUGACCAGAGACAAAAAAGACCUGGUCAGAUCAAUAAAAAUUGAAUCAGAAUCUUUUCAGGAAGAAGAGGAUCAGGAAAUGCCUGAAAAGUUUCAAUGUAGUACUGAUCUGUUAGAAACGCCAUCAGAAUGUAAUUUACUUUUACGAAGUAAGUCUCUCCCAACCUCGUGUGAAUCCAGUGGGAGUGCAUCACAGACUCUAAGAAGCAGUAGUUCUUUUGAUGAAAGGAUGACAAGUGAAGACGUCUCCUUUCGUAGCUCAGUUGGCAUAAGAAAGCUUAUGAGACAAGCUGCCUUUGAGCAUUCUGCUCAUGAAGGACAUACAGAAUCAGAUAACCACGCUUUGGUUUGUGGCCUAAAACCAGAGCUAAAAGUGGACAGAGCUGAUGACUUCAAAUUUGGAAUAGAGAAUUGUCCAGAAUUUGAGUCAUGCCUCAUGAUGGAAAUUGCCACAAGGAAACGUAGAAAAGGAAAUAAAACUAUGGAAGAGGAAGAUUUUCCGACCCAAAAUAAACCUUCAGGCCUGUCUGAGCUCUCAGGGGACCGUUAUUCAAAGCAAGAUAUUCAGGAUGCUACUUAUAGUGACACAGAGAGAAAGACUGGCAGCAAUGUUAUUUCAGUAAUUCAGCACACAAAAUCAUUAAGUAGGCCGAGUUCUGCUGAAAAGGCCCCUGACUUUGAGUCACAACAAAUCAAUAAAAGUAGCCUUUACCAAUUUUUAGAAAAGAAACAUAUUAAAGAAGAGCACACAACUGACCUUUUUAUGAACUAUGGAAAAAUGGAGAGUCAGCGGAUUGGAGGUAGUUUACCUUACCAGAGGUCUUACAUGUCUAAACCACUGGGAGUUCCAUUUGGGAUCCAAGUUCCAGAGAUAAGAGUUACUGAGGAACCUGACAAACCAGAAAAAAUCCAAAAUGUGCAGGUUAGACCAAAUGAUAAAAACAAAGAGGAAUUCCAAUGGCCACAAAGGAGUGAAACCUUGUCAAACUUCCCAGUUGAAAAGUUGCCCCCUAAAAAGAAACGUUUGCGAUUGGCUGAGCUGGAGUGUUCUUCUGGGGAAUCCAGCUUUGAAUCUGCUUGUACAAGUCUAUCCAGGAGUCCAAGUCAAGAUAGCAACUUGUCUCACAGCUCAAGUUUCUCUCAGUCACUUGACAGAGAGGAAAGUGUUAAUGUGGCAUCCCAGUCUAAAUCAGAUGAAUUUGGUAAACCUUUGGAGUUCUUAUGUGUACCAGGAAGCUUACUUAGUCAACAAAGAGAGAUGAGGCGUUCUGCAUCAGAACAGGUACCCUGCAACCUACCCAUGGAAUUACCAGAAUUUAGAAGUAAGUCCUUCGACUAUAGCAACCUCUCUUCCUCAUCCAGUCCUACACAAUGGGACACCAAUGUAAGUUCAUUUGGAUCUAAAGAACGAAGAAGAGGCUAUUUGGUCAGACAGGCAUCUUUAAGCUUUGACCCAGAAAUAUGUGAUAAAUCUUCAGGGAUGAAUGCUAUACAAGGUAGCUCAGAUCCAGUUGAAACAAGCAGGAAAGUGUCUUCACCAGACAAACAACUAUUAUUGGAAGGUUCCUUUACUGGUAUUGAGAAAAUGAGACAUGCUUUGAUUCACGGAUGCAUCUCUCCACAGCAGCUCAUUUCACCAGACUUGUCUUGGAUACCAGAGCAAAUCUCUUAUCAUAGGCAGCCACUUUACCCCAAGACUCUGCAGAUGCAUCAGUAUCAUGGCUUGAAGUAUAAAAUAAAGAGAGAACCUGAAGAAUUAAAAUCAGCUGAUGAUUCUAGAAUUGCUCUGACAGACGUGCCAAAAGAUAAUACACAAAGUGUCACCAGUGUUUUGUCAUCAAUAGCAGUUCUUUCACAAGCUCAGCCUGCUUUAGCUAAUCAAAGCUUAUGUGGGUUGUUUGUCCCUGUCAGAUUUCAUAUGCAAGUACCAUGCUUCGGAAACAUCACAUACACAAGUAUAUCUCAUAUUCUGGAUUUUCAUAAUACCUCAAACAUAGCAACUAGUAAAUUUCCCCCUCAAAAUAGUACAUCUUUAAAUAGGGUAGGCCCUGACCUAACUCAGACAUCAGGACACCCCAGGGAACCAUUGAACAACCCACAGACAUCACCUGCAAAACUGAAGACAGGCAUACCACUGUCCUUAACCUCUAGAACCAUUUCAACCACAGAGGCACCCAGUGGUGGAGCUAGUAAGCGUAUGCUUUCACCCACCAGCAGCAUUGAACUCUUAAUUGAAUCCACACAGCAAAAACGAGUCAAAGACGAAAAAAUGUAUGGCCAGAUCGUAGAAGAGCUUAGUGCUGUGGAAUUAGGACAUCCUGAUCAUGGAAAGGAGAAAAUGAAGAAAAAGAAUAUAUCAACAAAUAUACAAGAUUCCACUGUGACUGUUGAGGAGGUAGACAUGGAAGACCCAGAGCCAUUGCCCAGUGGUAUUUCAGAAGAGAACUCUUUACAAAUGCCUAUACAUAUCACUACCAGUCAAGUUUGUGGUAUUUCUACAUCUGCAUUACCCAGAGACAUUGCCAGUGCUUGGAUGCUAUCUCAGUUUCUAGGUCUUCACACUACAACAUGUGUGAGUUGGUGUUAUCUCAAUUCCACCAAGCCUAACAGCACCCUAACAGCCCCUCAUUUCUCAGUGUAUGCCUCUUGGUUUGUGAAAUGCCAUAAUCCAAACCCACCCACUCUUAAUACUGGAAUAGCUCUUGGUCUACUCCGAUCCAAACAGAAGAGACAGAAUGCCACGUACACAACUGCAGCCAUGUGUCAACCUGGAAUACUUGUUACGUCAGCCUUGCUGAGCCAGAAACAGGACCAGGGAACAGUGGAGGCUAGAGUGGACAUAUGCUGUAAAACAAGAACAAAAGAAAUUAAACAUAAAAGUAGACCUUCAAGUAAAGAUCCUGAUGUUUCUGUAAGGCAUACAGAGCCUGUUCGGAUAAAGAUAUUUGAAGGAGGGUUCAAGUCGAAUGAGGACUAUGUGUAUGUCAGGGGCCGUGGCCGAGGAAAGUAUAUUUGUGAAGAGUGUGGUAUUCGUUGUAAGAAACCUAGCAUGCUGAAAAAACAUAUACGUACCCACACAGACGUGAGGCCAUACAUUUGCAAGUGCUGUAACUUCGCCUUUAAAACUAAAGGGAAUCUCACCAAACAUAUGAAGUCAAAAGCUCACUUGAAAAAAUGCCUUGAGCUCGGUGUUUCACCCAUGAAUGUAGACAAUACAGACUUUGCUGAUCAUGAAGAUGCACAAAAAUCCUCAGACAUCAGAAUGGAUGCAGCUACAGCUAUUAAACAUCAGUUCUCAGAUGUAGAUGACUCAGAUGUCGGUGAUGAAGAUGGAGAUGAACCAGAUGAUGAGGAGGAUGAUGAAUAUGAUUAUUCUACACCAAGAACCCAAUCACGAAGCACAAGUCCUCAGUCCUACACCGUAAACAAGCCAUUUUCCUCUAUCUGUAUUACCAAGAGUAAUGAAGAUGAUCAAACCCUUGAUCAGGCAAGCACUUCAGUAGAUACCUCUACAUCACAACUACUCUCUCCUUGUUGGGACACACCAUAUCAAAGGUACAGAUGUCUAAAAGGGGAUCUGUCCCCACAAGGUCAUUUGUCUCCACCAAGGGUUACAUCCCCCUUAAGACCUCUUUCACCAAGGAAAGACUUAAAAAUUAGAGGUGAUCUUUCACCUGUUCGACAGCUCUCACCUUUAAGACCCAUUUCACCAGGAGCAGAUGUGACUAGGUAUCGAGCACCCUCCCCACGUGGUCAACACAAAGGCAGAGGCACCUACCAGCACAGAUCCUUUUUGGAUCCGGCCAGGGGAAUGAGAUGUGAAUCUGCUCCCCUAAGACAAAGCAUUGGAACGAACCCAGAAAUGAAUCAGCUAGAGGUCAGUGACAACAUACACAGUAGUAAUAAUUCAUCCACGGUCUCCCACCAAGGCAUCUUUAGCCACUUGCCUUUGCACUCUCAAAGCCAGUUACAAACUCCUAUCCCUAUGGUCCCUAUUGGAGGGUUACGAAUGCCCUUUGUAUUACCAUCUUGUGCUGCUGCAAAGAGAAACUCUUCGUCAUUACCACAAGGGGACAUAUCAGAGAGAGCUAAUUUCAGCCAGGCCUCAGUUUCUAUUCUAGAACCUAGAAUAAGCAACCCAUCACCCCAGAGGAACGUGCAGCAGACCUCUUCCCCUGGUUUUGCCAGCAAGGACAAGAAACAAGAAGAAAGUGUCCAGAUAUGUGCACAGGCUAUUGCCUCCCUUAAGAUAACUUCAGAAGAUACCACUGACAAACCUCCUGAUUUUAGCUGAUUUUACUAUCGCUCGAGUCAAGCCAAAAUUAAGCUGUAAAAUGAAGGUGGUUUAGUCAGUGUGCUUUAGAUAAGGUGCAAUAUGAGACAAAAAGGAGUACAGUAUAUGCACAUAAUUAUGCAUAAAAAUGCACAUAUUUUAAUCAUUACAGUUCUAUUUUCUAUGAGCCCAAUUUGGUGUGUGCAUGCAUAUAAGACCAUACAAGAAAUAAAGUGUAAACAAUGUAAACUCUUUGAGACCAGAUAUUCAUCCAAGUUAUAAUAACAGACAAAACAUUGUACCUAAAGUAAUAACAGUUGUACUUUCAUUUCUACAUUAAACACAUUUAAUAAUAUUUUACAGUCCAUACUGAAAAUGGUAUGUAAUCGUUGCAUUUAAUUAACUGGUACAACCUCCUUUAACAACAAUAUUUCAUAUAGCUACAAAUCUGAUUAAAAAUUAUUUGAACAAAAGUCAUUGUUCUCUAGUGUUCUCAAGUGGUCCUGAGCUGUCUAAGUUGUGAGGCAGCAAAUCAGCUCCAAACCAGGAUACUCCCUCCACCAUACUUUACAGUUCUGUGCAUUUGAGUAAGUAGGGUAAAGUUUUGGAAGGCACAGGUAUGUAUUGUGGAAUAAAUCUGAGAUCUUGCCAAAGUUGAGAAAUAUAGUAAUGAUUUUUGAGAGCAGUCUAUUCAGUGGUGCUCUUUUAUAGAAUCUCUUUGUUUAGUAGAUAAUUUAGUUUCAGUAGAUAAUAUUCUAGUUAGUUCUGGAGUCCUUGUUUUAACAUUUGGGUUUUCUUUAUCUUCCCAGUGUGCUUUUAUAUAAACUUGUUGUUGUUAGCCCGGAGGUUUCAGUCUGGACUGUAAAUAAUGAAAGAGCACUUGUUUAAGUGUAAUUACUUUACACAAAUUCUGUAAUUUUAGGCCACAUUUUAUAAGUAAUCCAGAUGAUUCCAAAGGGCUCACAUUUUUCCUGCAAAUGUAAA
Molecule: messenger RNA, 6423 nt
Organism: Trichomycterus rosablanca
Lineage: Eukaryota; Metazoa; Chordata; Actinopteri; Siluriformes; Trichomycteridae
Gene: hivep2b
Product: HIVEP zinc finger 2b
Exons: 6
Biological process (GO): regulation of transcription by RNA polymerase II
Cellular component (GO): nucleus
Molecular function (GO): RNA polymerase II cis-regulatory region sequence-specific DNA binding; DNA-binding transcription factor activity, RNA polymerase II-specific
Source: RefSeq, a predicted model, not a curated record